This is a messenger RNA of Amphiprion ocellaris (clown anemonefish), 2786 nucleotides long. Its product is annotated as extracellular calcium-sensing receptor-like. The coding region runs from base 1 to 2547 and encodes 848 amino acids. Gene Ontology annotation, biological process: G protein-coupled receptor signaling pathway. Lineage: Eukaryota; Metazoa; Chordata; Actinopteri; Pomacentridae. The record is from RefSeq and is a predicted model, not a curated record. The transcript is spliced from 6 exons. Gene Ontology annotation, molecular function: G protein-coupled receptor activity. Gene Ontology annotation, cellular component: membrane.
AUGGGUUGGAUCACUGUUAUCUUUUUCACCCUGCUGACGAGGACAAAGUCAGAAAACCAAACAUGCAAAGUGAUCGGGCGGACAGGGUUCAUGGAAUUCUCUAAGGAAGGUGAUCUUAUGAUUGGAGGAGUUUUCUCUAUGACUAGUACACGGAAACUGGUAGAUAACGGCUACCAGAAAUUUCCGUAUAGUUACUGCAUAAAGUGGAACGACAGGGAAUUGAGGUUUGCCAGGACAAUGAUUUUUACUGUGAGGGAGAUCAACAGAGACGCAACGCUCCUUCCUGGAGUGAGUCUGGGCUACAGGGUGUACAAUGGCUGUGGGAGUGAAAACCUGAUACUAGCAGCUGUAGAAGCUGUGAAUGGAGAGGAUUCGAGGGGCUGCAGCGAUAAGAUCCAGGCUCUCUUAGGCCAUUCGUCUUCUGGAGUGAGCACAGCCAUAAACAGAAUGCUGAGCUCGCUAUCAAUCCCACAAGUGAGCCAUCUUUCCACCUGUGCUUGUUUAAGUGACAAAAGACAGUACCCCACAUUCUUCAGGACGGUGCCAAGCGAUCGCUUCCAAAUCACUGGCCUGGUGCAGCUUAUGAAGUACUUUGACUGGCGCUGGGUGGGGAUUAUUUAUUCUCCAGGUUUAUACUCAGAAGAAGGUACGGCUGACUUUGUUAAGUAUGCAAAGAAAGAGGGCAUAUGUGUUGAAUACAGGCUGCCUUACUCAUUGACAAGCACGAAAAAGUUUCAUGUUAUUACAGCCAUGCUCAGGGAAUCCUCGUCCAAAGUGAUCCUGAUGUUUAUGUCCUUUUACUAUGCAAAGUCUUUCCUGGCAAAAAUUGAAGCUUACAACAUAACCGGAAAGCAGUGGGUUGGCAGUGAGUCUUGGAUCACACAAGCAGACCUGGCUUCUGUUGGCACAAAACACAUUUUGCAUGGGGCUAUGGGCUUUGCUCUCCCUCAGGCAUCCAUACCGGGUCUUGGUGAUUUCUUACUCAGCCUGAAACCUUCUGAUGAACCACAGAGUGAUAUCAUUAAAGCUUUCUGGGAGAAAUUCUUUGACUGCAGCUUCUCUCCGUCAAACACCUCGACUUUGUGUACUGGUACAGAGGAUCUACGGACGGUCUCCAGUGACUACACAGAUGUGGCAUUUUUCAGGGAAGAGAAUAACGUGUAUAAAGCUGUGUACUUGGUAGCUUAUGCCCUGCAUGCACUACUGAAAUGCGAAAAUGGCUCAAAUCCUACUACAGGGAAACCCUGUGUGACCAAGAAUGAAGUUCAGCCUAAGUUAGUGCUGGAACAUAUAAAAUAUGUGAAUUUCACAACAGCGAAUGGCGCAAAGGUUUUCUUUGAUGAAAAUGGUGACUCCAUUGCCCAGUAUGACUUAGUAAACUGGCAGAUGAAAGACGAUGGUUCUGCUGAAAUCGUAAAUAUUGGCCAAUAUGAUACCUCGUUUCCAGAGGGGGAAAAACUCAAACUGAAAAAGGACACUAAAAUAGUUUGGGGAGGAAACUAUAAUGAGAUGCCGAGGUCUGUGUGCAGAGAGCCGUGUCCACCAGGGACUCGAAAAGCCAUAAACAAGAAUAAGCCUGUGUGCUGCUUUGACUGCUUUGAGUGCCCUGAGGGAACAAUUAGUAAUCAGACAAAUUCUCCAGACUGUAUGAUUUGUCCGCCUGAAUUCUGGCCAAAUGAAAAGAGAGAUCGCUGUCUUCCGAAACCUACUGAAUAUCUUUCCUACAAAGAGAUCAUGGGGGCACUUCUAACUGGUUUUGGUUUAACUGGUGUAUUUUUAUCUCUUCUGAUAUCAAUAAUAUUCUUGACUCAUAAGGAGACUCCCAUUGUCAGAGCCAACAACUCUGAGCUGAGCUUCCUGCUGCUCCUCUCAUUAAAACUGUGCUUCCUGUGCUCUCUGACCUUCAUCGGUCGACCCUCUGAGUGGUCCUGCAUGCUGAGACACACAGCGUUCGGCAUCACCUUCGUCCUCUGCAUCUCAUGUGUUCUGGGGAAAACAAUAGUGGUGUUGAUGGCCUUCAGGGCGACUCUUCCAGGCAGUAAUGUGAUGAAAUGGUUCGGACCUGCACAGCAGAGACUCAGUGUUCUGACUUUUACCCUCAUUCAGGUUGUGAUUUGCAUUCUUUGGCUGACUAUAAACCCACCAUUCCCAAGGAUGAACAUGAAGUACUAUAAAGAGAAGAUCAUCUUAGAGUGUGCCUUGGGUUCUGCUGUCGGAUUCUGGGCUGUGCUGGGUUAUAUCGGACUCCUUGCUGUCUUGUGUUUUAUACUUGCUUUUCUUGCAAGGAAGUUGCCGGACAGCUUUAAUGAGGCCAAACUGAUCACCUUCAGCAUGUUGAUAUUCUGUGCAGUGUGGAUUGCGUUUAUCCCAGCGUAUGUCAGCUCUCCUGGGAAGUUCACUGUAGCUGUGGAGAUAUUUGCUAUUCUGGCCUCCAGCUUUGGUUUGCUUGUGUGCAUUUUUGUUCCAAAAUGCUAUAUAAUUAUAUUCAGGCCAGAACAAAAUUCAAAAAAGCAUUUGAUGGGGAAAAUACCACCGAGAACUCUUUAGUCUGUAAUUCGAAUGGGUCCUCCACAAUAAAUAUUGGUUUAAGAGCAAAUAAAACAACUUCACUGCAUAGUCUGACAAAUAUUGUAGUUGUACAAGUCAAUGUUGUAAUCUGUAACCUUUAUACUCAUUGUGAGAUGUUGAAUAAAGUGAAAACACUACCCUUGGCCUUUUUUUCCCUUUGUAAAACAGCGUAAUUGCUUUAGUUAUGUAUUACAUUGAAAUUAAAAUUUGCAGGAGCA